Molecule: messenger RNA, 3519 nt
Organism: Cherax quadricarinatus
Lineage: Eukaryota; Metazoa; Arthropoda; Malacostraca; Decapoda; Parastacidae
Source: RefSeq, a predicted model, not a curated record
UCUUCAAGAUCCUCAAAGAAUACCUUGAGACGUUGGUAAAAUUGCAGGAGGUGGUGUACAGUGAUGGCAGCUGCACCAUCACUGUUGUUACUGUUCCCGCUGCUCACUGUUCACUACACAGUCUCCGACACACUCUCAGAUAUGACUUCGGUAUUGGCAGUGAGUGGAGGUCGAGCAGAACUACCCUGUGUUCCCGUACCCAGGAUACCUGAGGACCAGCCACUCCUGGUACUGUGGUACCUCUCCAGCAACACCCGUCCUAUCUACAGUUACGAUGCCAGGGCAGGAGACUUCGAGACUGGCGAUAGGUGGGCAGAUCAAGAGGUUCUGGGUGGGCGGGCCUUCUUCGCCGCCCACGCCAGACCACCCACGCUAGUGCUGGAGCCUACCCACGCCCACGACCAGGGUCUGUACACCUGCAGGGUGGACUACCGUCUCUCGCCCUCCACUACCUCCCUGGUCAACCUCACGGUCAUCAUUACCCCUGGACCGCCCGUGGUGUUGUGGGGCGGUGUGGGCGUAGUGGGCGGCUUGGGACCUCUUGGGGAAGGUGAGCGCCUUCAGGUUGUGUGUCGUAGUGUGGGCGGCCGACCCCCACCUGUUUUGACGUGGUGGUGGCGGGGGUCUAAGCUCCCCUCCCAGCUCACAUCAACCACUCCCAACACAGGAGAAGCCACGGUGGACGCGACGCUGGUGGUGGUGGCAGCCAGGGAGAUGCAGCGUGCUACCCUCACCUGUCAAGCCCGUACGACCAUCCCAGCCCACCACACAGCCAUCCCAGCCCACCACACAGCCGUCCAGCCCACCACACAGGUCUUGCAGCCCCAUUCUGUCUCCGUGACGCUCAACAUCACCUUGCCUCCGCUAGAGGUUAAAAUUCUUGGCUCUGGAGGUCCUGUGUCCGCUGGUAAGACAGUGAAGCUGGUGUGCCGCUCCGUGGGUUCCCACCCGCCGGCAGAGCUCACCUGGUGGAGGGCACACACUCGCCUGAAGCAGGUCUCCUACGCCCUGGAGGGCGGAGGGAACGUUACAAGCGCGACGCUGACGCUGGCGGUGACGCGGGACUUGGACGGGGCGACGCUGGUCUGUACUGCCGCCAACCCUCUCCUGCCGCACGCCCCUCUCGCCCACUCCGUCAAGCUCGACGUCUUCUACACCCCAGUAGUGAAUCUUUCGCUGAGUCGUCAUCUGGACGCGAGUAUCAUCAAGGAGGGUCAAGACGUCAUCUUAGAGUGUUCUGUCCGUGCCAAUCCCGCCAUCCAUCGCGUUGACUGGUAUCACAAUGUACGUCCCCGGGCGCAGUACCUCGCCUCAGGAAGAUCAACCGUUCCUGAUCGGCUCGACACGCUGCCUGCUUACAACUACAGUGGCUGGCAAACCACAGUCUGUUCACUUACUGGAGGUCCGCCGUUGAUUCCUGCGCCUGCGCUGCGUCAACAGCGCUCAACACAAUUAAUACAUAAAGUAUUUUUUUUUUUCAUUGAAGUGAAAGUGGGUUUUAUGUCGUCAGAUGCGCCAGUGUGUGCUGGGGGCGUGAUGCACCGUGUGCAGGGUGCCACCAGGGGCACGCCCACAGUGGUCACCUGCAGGGUGGAGGCCCUCCCUGCCCACACACUGACGUGGGAGUGGGCUUGGCUUGUGGAGGACGGUAGUGAGCUUCCCCUAGCUGAUGAGGAUAUACGAUGCGACGGUCUGGCCUCCAGUGUUGUGGUGACGCCUCUCACCCCGGCGGACUAUGGCAAGGUGUUGUGUCGCGCCUCCAAUGUUAUUGGUCGCCAGCUGGAGUCGUGUGUGGUGACACUCGUGCCAGCUGGGCCUCCAGACACGCCCACCAACUGCUCAGCCACCUCUACUGACGCCGCCCAAGACGACGCCCACACCUCGUCACUCACCGUCAUCUGCUACGAGGGCUACAAUGGUGGCCUUCCCCAGGAGUUCCUGAUGGAGGCUUGGCAGGAGGGAACACUCGUGGCUAACAUUACCAGUGAGUAUCCAGAGUGGGUCGUGGACGGUCUAGAGUCUGGCUCCGGCAUCACUCUGAGGGUCACCGCCCUCAACGCCCGCGGCAGGAGCGACGCACUGCGUCUGGAGGCGCAUACUGCCAGCGCACAACACCGCGCUGCGCCAGAGUCUGAGAGUGAUGGUAGUGGUGUUGCUACUAUGCUGGGAGCAGUGGUGGGAGUAGCUGUGAUGGUGGUGGUGGUGCUGCUAGUGAGUGUGGUGGUUGCUGUGCACGCUCACCCUCACAGGAGGGGCGGCCACACCUUGGUGCUGGCACCUGCCGGUGAGGGGUGGGAGUGCCAGGACCCUGACCUCGUGUCCUCCUCACAGCGUAGACAACGCAGUGUGGACGUGCUGGCCGACGCACACGGACAGCGUGAACCACUAGUGCACGUACAUGCAGACACCCUCACACACGUACAAGUAAAUGGAAGAGUUAUAAACAGCUCAAAACAUGGACAAGCGGAAUCACCACUACGAGAGAGUAACUCCAGGAGUGGGUCCUGCAGCAACUCCGCAGAAGGUAGAGCAGCAGCAACACUAGCAGCAGCAGUAACACCAGCGGCAGGACCAGCACCAGUACCAACAACAACAGCACCAGUAGCAGCCAAGGGGAAACAGCUGAGUGUAUUACCUCCCACAGCUGAGUUAGUAGUACACCGGACAUCGACGUUCUGCGCAAGGAAGCUUUGUCAGCAGCCCUACACAGGGAAUUCCCGCUUCAGCCAGCGUCAAGGAAAGUCUUGUCAGGCAGCUCUCAUCAGGGAAUUCCCCGCUUCACAGCCCAGCGUCAAGGAAAGUCUUGUCAGGCAGCUCUGCGUCAGGGAAUUCCCCUCUUCACAGCCCUGCGUCAAGGAAAGCCUUGUCACGCAGCCCUGCGUCAGUGCCCAAGGAGUUCACAGCUCUCCAAAGGCGUGUAAAAACAAUAAUUGCACGAAAAAACAUCCAAAGGCGCGUGGUGAUAGAAAACUUGUGCGAUUUAGUGACAAUAACAAAGAGGUGUCAGAGUGUCGACAUUCCAUGACUGUUCGUGAAGAGCCCAAGGCGGAUUCGGGAAAUAUGGCACCUGAGGAGGAUACGAGUUCUGCUAUUUCUAAUGUUCAGAGGGGCAAAAAAGCUUCGGAAUUAACGCCACCACCGAAGCCACCAAGAGUGUUCAACCAGACUCGUAACGGCGAUGGAGAUAUUCAACCAAUGGCUGAUCCCUCAGUUAGUAGGUCCCAGCACACUCCAUUUCCUAGAGGGUCCCAGGAUUCUCCCGUCCAUAAUGGAUCCCAGCCUAUUCCCGUACCUGAAAGGUCCCAUCCUACUCCCAUACCUGAGGGGUCUCAUCCUACUCCCAUACCAGAAGGGUCCCAGCCUACUCUCAUACAUGACGGGUCCCAGCGAACAAUCAUCAAAAUGGCGCCACUAGCCGAAGACGAGGUGCGAGACGCUUACUCCAACUGUCCAGCAAGAAGCAAAGGUGUCGAGGACCUCGAGUAUUGCGACCCUGGUAUAACGGAGAGCGCAAUGUGA